AUGGCGGGCGGAUCUCAAAGUGUCGUGAUCGGCAUCGAUCUCGGAACGACAACGUGCAGUGUCGGUGUCUGGCGCCACGGCCAAGUCGAGAUGGUUCGCAACGACAACGGCAACUUGUCGACGCCGUCGUGCGUCGCCUUUACCGACGCUGGUCGUCUCGUUGGCGACUUUGCCAAGAGCCAAGCGCCCCGAAACGCACCCAAUACGGUCUUCAACAUUAUGCGCAUCAUUGGCCGUCGCUACGACGAGGUGCGCAAGAAGACCCAGGUUGUGUGCGGUCCCAAGAACAACCCGAUGAUCCGCGUCGUCGAGAAGGGCGAAACCAAGGAGCUCCAUCCCGAAGAGAUCUUGGCCGAGCUUGUCGUCAAGCUGAAGGACGACGUUGUGACGUACACGAACGCGCGCAUCGAGCAUGCGGUUGUCACGGUACCCACCGGCUUCAAUUUGCUCCAGCGCCAGGCGGUCCGAGAUGCAUGUGCCAUCGCUGGCCUCGCGAAGUACCGCAUCAGCGACGCGCCAACCACCGCUGCCGUCGCGCACACGUCCAUCAAGGGUGCACCCCGUUGCGAGGUGCAUGACAUGGUCGUCGACAUGGGUGGGGGCCAUCUUAGCGUCUCGCUGCUGGCGAUUGAAGAUGGAAUCUUCGAAGUCAAGGCUGUGGCAGGGGACGCCUGCCUCGGUGGUGAGGAUUUUGAUGACGUUUUGUUCGACCACUUUGCGGCCGAGUUUGCGCGCCAAUACCGGAAAGACAUGACAACGUGCGAUCGCGCAGUGCGUCGCCUUCGCACGGCGUGCGAAAAGGCCAAACGCGACCUCUCCAUUUCCAACACGGCGACGCUCGAGCUUGAGGUGCUCUUUGGCAGCAUCGACUUCCGUUCGAGCAUCACCCGCGCGCGAUUCGAAGACUUGUGCUCUGGGCUCUUUCGCAAAGUGACGCAGCCCAUCGAGAAGGUCCUUCGCGACGCCAAGAUCGACAAAAGUCAAGUGCGCGAUGUUGUGCUCGCUGGUGGCUCGAUGCGCAUGCCCAAAAUGCAACAAUUGCUCUCAUCAUUUUUUGGCGAACGCUACGCAGACAAGAAGCUCUGCCACUCGAUCCUCAACAACAACGAAGCUGCCGCUCAUGGCGCCACGGUCAUGGCAGCGUUGAACGACGAAACGUCGCCUGACGACAUGCACCUUCUCGUCCUCCACGUCGUGCCCUACUCUGUCGGGAUUGAAACCGGCGGUGGUGUCAUGACAACACUGAUCUCGCGCAACACGACCAUACCAUCCAAGAAGUCCGAGAAGUUUAAAAUUUCCCAGCCACAGAGUCCGCCGUACCACCCGACGCCAUUCAGCUAUCGUGACGAAUGCACCUGCGACGACUCGGACGACUCGAACGACGAAUGCACUUGCAAUGACUCGGACGACUUGGAUGACAACUGCUGCUGCACUCACUAUUGCGAAGAGCACUGCAAGGAGUAUUGCGGCAGUGAAUGCGACCACGGCGGCCACAACGACAUUGACUACUCUUCCUACCCGCGCUACGAGCCGAAAAGGCCGUUCAUUGACGCCAGAGACAACGCGAUCAAGAUCUUUACGGGUGAGCGAUCCAUGGUACGCGACAACACGCCUCUCCACACGAUUGCAAUCCACGGCUUUUACGAUCCGACAGCGAGAAGCGACGUCGCGUUCGACAUCGAUGGGGACGGUCUAUUGACCGCCAUCGUCACGUACACACCACAUAUCGGAACAAACGAAACGAUCGUCGUCAAGUUGGACAAGGGAUACCUCUCGCAGCACGACGUCAAGCGGUUGACGACAAACUUUGAGGCUGCUGCAGACGACCGAACCCGUCGCCGAGUAGCCCACGAGGAGCUUCAGACGUACUUGAUCGGAGGCAAAUACCCGUACUGGCGGGCUGCGGACGCUGCUGAGGUGCUCGAGUGGCUCGAUACCAUUUCUCUCGGCCGUCACAUCAAGGCCAGUGUAUGCGAGAUCCAAGCCAAGUAUCGGAUCUUCCUCGGUCCUGCAAUCGAAGACGUCGACUAA
Molecule: messenger RNA, 2031 nt
Organism: Saprolegnia parasitica CBS 223.65
Lineage: Eukaryota; Oomycota; Saprolegniomycetes; Saprolegniales; Saprolegniaceae
Exons: 1
Coding region: 1-2031 (676 amino acids)
Biological process (GO): protein refolding; cellular response to unfolded protein
Cellular component (GO): cytoplasm
Molecular function (GO): ATP-dependent protein folding chaperone; ATP hydrolysis activity; heat shock protein binding
Source: RefSeq, a predicted model, not a curated record